ACGGUAGCAGCACUUCAAGCUGCAAAUGUGUACAUAGCAAUGAAUGCAAGCUUAAAUGUUAGGAAACCUGGUCUUUACUGCCCUAAUCACCCACUUCAGUAACUCUAUCUUAGAAAAUAAUGUAAACAGAAAAGUGCCUGGGAAAUUCCCUCUUAUCCAGGCUUCUGCUUUUUCCUGGUACUAGAAGGAAUGGUAAGAGGGAAAGGACCUAGCCCUGCUUUGCUUAAAUAUAGAGAAGGGAAGAGUUAUCUUGCUUUUAUCAAUUUUAGGGGUUCUUAUAAUAUACCACACGUGACCCUUGAAUCCUUUGCCAAGUCCUCUUAUUUCCUGGUGUACGAACAAUGGAGUGACCCAGGGUGUGUAGCUCACCCUACGAACUUUUAUUGCCCCACUUUUAACGAUACACAAAGUUAACGGAGAUUUCGCUGGAAUGCAAGAGACUGAGAAGCACCUCUAUGGCCUCUUUCUGCAUGCGAGAGGCAGAAAGGUAUAGGUUUGAGUCUGGGAGGCGAGAUUAGGCUGCUUUAGGAAGCUUGGAGUGAAGUGUGUGCACGGUGCCAAAUGCAGAACAUAAAAGCAAGCGUAUAGAAAUGCUGCAAUGUAUGUCUUGCCUUCACAAUCGCUUUUGCAAAGCCAGCACUCUUCAGCUGCUACCUCCAUUGUGUCAGAGAAAGCUGCUCCGAGAUUAAAGGACAAAGCAGAUAACUCUCUCUUUUGUGUGUGUUUUAAACCAAGGCAACUCAUUCUGCUCCACCUAGCAUUAGAAGCAUCAGCAUAAAGAGAUUCACGACAAACUUGACCCGCGCAAAAGAGAGCCAACCGAAGAAAAAGCAAGCCUGUCGUUGCCAAGGUGUGCGUGUGCAGGGCUUGGAGGUGGAGACGUGUUCGAGGUGCUUAAGAAAACGCGUACCCCCCCUUUUUUUUCCAACGGGGUGUUUUUUAAAAAGUGACUUUUGCGGUUCGGGUCUCCUCCCGUGAACGCUUGAAAAGUAAUGCUAUGGCAGGGCCGCGGCGAAAGCUUCAUUUCCUGGUUGUCUGCACAGGGGGAUUCUAGCCAGCUUUCGUGAGGUUAACUUGCUGAUAUUUGUCCUUUCUUAGGCUCUCUCUCUCUCUCCCCACUGUACAAAGCUUAAUACUAAAAACUCAUUCAGGAUCUUUCAGCUUGUUAUCCCGCAAACCUCCCAUGUGCAUUGAUGCCAUUGUGUAAACAAGCAGAAAUAGAAGAUGCAGGGCUCUUAAAAUGCAAAGCCUGGAGAACCUGCAUUCCUCAAGUUCCGGUUAGAAUUGUAUGUUGUGGACAAUCAGCGCACUAUUCCCAAGUUAAUUUUGUCCCUGCACACUGUACCCACUGUCAUUUGGAAGAGGCAUGCUUGUUUUAUGUUAUGUGAACGCAAUGUGUUUUCUUGUGGUUAAUGAGCUACAACUGUCAAAGAUGGGUGUCCCACCAGUGACUCAUAAGCGAAAAAGCUGCAUAUGUUCUGGGAGAAGGAAAUGUUAACACUGCUAAAUAGGCUACUUUUGGAGUUUGGGUCUCAGGCUGGUGCUAAGGAGCCCUAUUGAUGGUUUAACCAACUUUAAAAUAUAAUUUCGAUAGAGCAGGGGUGGCCAACUUCCAAGAGACUGCGAUCUACUCAGAGUUAAAAACUGGCAAUGAUCUACCCCCUUUUGGGGGGGUUCAGGUCAGGUCCUCUUUAGGGAGGAGGAAAGCGAUGCUGAGCUUUUUUUUAGGAAGGAAAACCCUGCUUUUGGUGGUUCAGGUCAAAAUUGUUGAGCUUUUUUUAGGGAGGAAAGCCCCAUUUUUUAGGGGUGCAGGGCUUCUUGGGGGGGAGCCGAUGAUCUACCGGUGAUCUACCACAGACAUCCAGUGAUCCACUGGUAGAUCACGAUCUACCUGUUGGACAUGCCUGCAAUAGAGCAUUUAAUACAUUACUGCAAUAUUAUUUGCCCUUGCAAGGCUCUUGCUCUCUUUUUGCUGAUGGAAGAGCUAAGAGGUGGUUCCACUUCAGUCAUUUGCUGAGUGCUAGGAUUUGAAUCCAGAGUGCAGAGUCCAAAUUUCUUUCCAAUAAAUUCUUUUUCUUUGGUCAUAGUUCCAAGAUAAGCUGCAAGCUCAUACCUUAAACGAGAACGUCACAGUGCCUUAAGGACAACAAGGUGUUCCUUUUUUUAAAGUUGUGGAUUAAGUAAGAAGGAAGGAUUGGAAACAUCAGGAAGCAGAUAUGCCAGACACUUAAGGCUGCAUUGCUAAAGUUAGCUGACUUGCUGUGACCACUUCUGGCUGAAUUGCCAAAUACACCAAAAACAUCAUGUUCUAGAAGACUGAAUGACAAGAUUCUAGCUUCUUCUGACCCUUGAAUUCAUCCUGGAAAAUGGUGUUCCAGAAGUCACCAGAUGGUGGAUGGGGCUGGAUGAUUGUACUAGUGUCCUUCUUUACCCAGUUCCUGUGCUAUGGCUCUCCAUUAGCUGUUGGAGUUCUAUAUCUAGAAUGGCUGGAUAUUUUUGGAGAAGGAAAAGGAAAGACUGCAUGGGUUGGCUCCCUUGCAAGUGGAGUUGGACUACUUGCAAGUCCUAUUUGCAGUACAUGUGUAUCUGCUUUUGGAGCAAGACCUGUAACAAUCUUCAGUGGAUUUAUGGUUGCUGGAGGUUUGAUGAUGAGCAGUGUUGCACCCAAUAUCUACUUCCUGUUUUUUUCCUAUGGAAUUGUUGUUGGACUUGGGUGUGGCUUAUUGUACACAGCAACAGUAACCAUCACAUGUCAGUAUUUUGAAAAACGCAGAGGCCUUGCACUUGGUCUAAUUUCAACAGGAUCAAGCGUUGGGGUUUUCGUAUAUGCAGCAUUACAGAGGGAGCUAAUUGAACUUUAUGGAUUAGAUGGGUGUCUGCUUAUUGUUGGUGCAUUGUCUCUAAAUAUAUUAGCGUGUGGGAGUCUGAUGAGACCUUUGCAGUCGUGUGGCUCUGCCUUACCAGAGAAGCCAAUCCUCGAGAAGGUUCCAGAUCAAUACCUCAUUUAUAAUGAAAGAGAAAAGAACGCUUAUGAAGAAAAUGUACUUGAAAAAGCCACCAGUGAAGGAAAAGGUAUGAACCAAACAUCCUGUGGUGACUGCAAGCAGGAGCCAGCAAUAACUAAGAACAAUCUAUUAACGAUAACACCACACGAGAGAGAGACUUACAGACGGAAAGUUGUAGAACGGACCUAUUUCUGUAAACAGCUUGCCAAGAAGAAAUGGCAGUUAUAUUUAGACUACUGGGGGGAAACGCUGGGACUUUUUAAAAACAAAGUAUUUUCAUCACUUUUUAUUGCCAUCUUCUUCUUUGACAUUGGCGGCUUUCCUCCUUCGUUGCUCAUGGAAGACAUUGCAAGAAGUUCCAAUAUUGGUGAAGAUGACUGUGUCAUUCCUCUCAUUUCUGUCAUAGGCAUCAUGACUGCCAUUGGGAAACUUGUUCUAGGAAUACUGGCAGAUUUUGAAUGGAUUAAUACCUUAUAUCUAUAUGUCCUGACUUUGAUACUGACUUCGGUGGCACUAGUUUUGAUUCCGUUUGCCCAAAAUUACAUCACACUGGCAAUACUUUCAGGGGUUUUAGGUUUUCUGACAGGCAAUUGGUCCAUUUUCCCAUAUGUUACAACAAAGACUGUAGGAAUCGAAAAAUUAACACAUGCAUAUGGCAUACUGAUGUUCUUUGCUGGACUUGGAAACAGUCUUGGACCACCAAUUGUAGGUUGGUUUUAUGACUGGACAAAGUCUUACGACAUGGCAUUCUACUUCAGCGGACUUUGUGUUCUGUUUGGAGGGCUGCUUCUGUUGGUGGCAGCACUGCCAUGUUGGGACACCAUGAACGGUAGCAAUCAAGCUGAAAAGCCACUUCCAAAUAUUUACUCCUACAAAGUUGCUUCCAGUGUGUAGGUGACAAGUGCGGAACAGUUGCUCCUCUUUUUAUACUGCACAGCAAGAUAUUUUUAGUAAUUUCCUCACUUAUUUAUAGGCUAAAAAAUCCCCCACAAAACAUUUUUAUACUACUUCGAAAUGCUUUUAGCCAGAGCCUUUUGCCUGGAUGGCGCACCCAUUGCUGGCUGUGGCAGAUGCAGCUCUGUUUUGCCUUGCUGUUGCCAGCGGUGCUGGAAACCGUAGGAGGAGAGGGGGCUGUUGUGCUCAGAUCCUGCUUGCGGGGUUCCUGAUUGGCCACUGUGAGAACAGGAUGCUUGAUUAGAUGGGCUACUGGCCUGAUCCAGUAGGUUCUUAAUUCUUCACAAUCGGAAAGCCCUGCUUGUGCCUAUACAGCUGCAUUACAGCCUAAGGGCUUUAAUGUGUGUCCUUGAGCUCUACUGCACACGUGGAGCUCCUGUUGCAAGGGCUUGUUCACACAUAGAUCCUUUGUGUAUACAUGAAAGUGCACAUAGGUUCUGAUACGCAGCCAGCAAUGUUCUGUGACUUCCUUUUUCUGACACAGUAUAUACAGUACUACAGCUUCACAAGUUAAAUAUUUUUCCAAUGGAACAAAAUGUAUUUUAAACCGACCUCUUGCUUUUUUUUGUCUUUGACAAAAGACGGCACAUUGCUUCUCUCUUCAGAAAUCUCAAUAACUAUGUAGUGAAAGACCUUUAAGACAAUCGGACCAUUAUCACCAUGAAUGUAAUACGAAUUUGAAGUGCUUGCUUCUUUGGUAAGGUAAAUGCUUUCUGUUAUACAA
Molecule: messenger RNA, 4683 nt
Organism: Zootoca vivipara (common lizard)
Lineage: Eukaryota; Metazoa; Chordata; Lepidosauria; Squamata; Lacertidae
Source: RefSeq, a predicted model, not a curated record